AUUGUAUCCGGGAGACCACUAGACCAGACCGUACUGAUUCCACUGAACUUAACUACUUGACUCUGUGGACUGGGCCCCCCCCUCUCUCUCUCUCUCUCUCUCUCCUUCUGUCAGUUAUUGUCCUGUUACAAGGUCCACCAGUAAAGUAUAUACUCACUCCCCCUGUCGCCAUGGCAGCGGUUACUCUUGAUCGUCAAGAGGGCCAGUUGGAGGGAUGGCUCACGGUGUAUAAGAGUAGGAAUCCAUUCAUGUUCUCCAAGCAAAAGCCUGAUAAGGUUCUGGAGAGGGCCUGGUGUGUCUUCCAUUCAAAGACUUCUAAAGGUCCUACUAUUAGUUUCUUUCAAGAUAAUCGUAAGGAGGUUCGGGUUCUUAAAAGAGACAAAGUUGAUCUUCUCAGUGUCAGAGAAAUCACAAAGAUAUUUGGACACCCGAAACAUGCCAACUGCUUCACUUUAAAGAACAAAGGGAAGAGGAACAGGUUCCUGUUUGACUGUGACAGCAAUAUUGAUCUUAAUAACUGGUUGCGUACACUCAGUGAUGCGUUGAGAUUAGAGUUCAGAUUAGAAAAGGUGAUAUGGGAGUUCCUGGACGAGACUGGUCUCUGGCAGGCUUUAUCAGACAGAGAGUCUUAUGAUAUUGAGGCCCAUUACUGUGACCAGCACAACCAGUUCCUCCUGGGGGACAGGGAGGACAAGAGAGUCCAUUAUAAUUUAGGACAGAUGCAGCGACUUCCUCCUAAACUGAAGCACACUCAACGACUGAAGAGGAGUCCUUUUAUAUGGGAACGACCUGAAGUACUUCAUCAGAAAAUGAAUGAUUUACCAGCAAUAUGGGAAUGGGGUGAUCCUUCUAAUGACGAAUGGCAUCCAUUUGAACGAGACACCAACAUUCAGAUUGAGGAUAUGUAUGAUUCCGGUUCUCAGUGGGCGGAGCUUAUCCUGUGCAUGCCGUCUCCAAUGCUGUUGCUACUGAACCUUCAAGACAUGAAACUGGUCAACUCCAAGACUCAAGUUAGGUACAGUUUGAGGAGGUUUGACAACACUGCUAACAUGAAGCAAGCUCCGUCAAUCUAUGGUACUGAUGGAGUUGAUCCUAGGAGCCCAUCACCUGAUGAUGACGAUAAAGGAUUCGAAAAUGUGAUAUCACCUGUCAGUCCUCUAUUCCAGCCGCUACAAAAUUUCUUACAACAUUUACAAGUUCCUCGCAAAAACAUAAACACGAGAGAACUGCUGGGAGAAGGAGCUUUUGGUGAAGUGUAUCUUGCUGAUGCUACUGGACUACCAGGGACCCAAGGGACUGUGGAAGUGGCUGUGAAACAAUUAAAAUUAAGUGAUUUCAUAGCGAGACAUGGCCAACACAGUCAACAGAUGGAGGACUUUCUGAGAGAAGCCAAAGAAAUGGCCAAAGUGGAUCAUCACAGAGUAGUCAAACUAAUAGCUGUUUGUACCCUUGAUUUCCCCUUGUUACUAAUUGAGGAGUACAUGAACCAAGGUGACCUGCUGGCAGUGUUAAAGGAAGGUAGACCCAGUAUGCCACUGGUACAGCAACUCUCCUUCUCAUGGCAGGUAGCUGAUGGAAUGAACUAUCUUGCCACUGACCUCCAAUGUGUCCAUCGUGAUUUAGCUGCUCGUAAUGUCAUGGUGCACAAAACUGAAUCUGGAGAAAUGUUAGCUAAAAUAGCUGACUUUGGACUCUCUAGACACUUGUAUUCUGAAAUGUACAAGCACCAAGGCAACAAGCCCCGCCCACUACCUGCUAAAUGGAUGGCGUUGGAAUCAUUAAUGUACUUCAUAUUUACAACCAAGUCUGACGUUUGGAGUUUUGGUGUGAUGUUAUGGGAGAUAAUGACACUGGGCCGUACCCCAUACCCAGGAGUGGAGAACAGGGAACUGCUGGAGCAGAUUGAGGAACACGGACUGAAGCUCAAUAAGCCAAAGGGAUGCCCUCAAUCAAUUUAUGAUAGCAUUUUGGACUGUACACAGCAUGAGCCUGACGACAGACCAACUUUUGGAGAACUAAAAUUUAAACUUUAUAAUUUGUAUGAAGAUGUGAAGGAGGGACGACUCCAAAGACCUUCUGAUUCAGAUGAAGAGACCACUCCAAAAACAGGAGCAAAGGAACUAUCAAAUAAACCAGAGGAGGAGGGAGAGAAAGCUGGAGAGAAGGAGGGAGAGGAGGAGGGAGAGGGAGGGAAAGCUGAAGAGAAGGAAGGAGGAGGAGAGAAGGAAGAGGAGGAACAAGAGAAUACUCAAGUUCCUGGAGUUGGUGAGAGGAGCAGCUGCCCUAAUGAAGAGGAGGUUCCAGCCUCAUUGGACAGGAUCAGUUUAGAAGAAAUCAAGAUUGAAGAAGAUAAAGGAGACACUGAAAAUGAACACGAACAUGUCUACUAUACGAUUGAGAAUGACACCAGUGUCAUUGAUACUAACACUGAUGUUAACACUGAUACUGAUCUUAACGCUGACACUAACACUGAUGCUACUGUUAAGACUGAUGUUGAUGCUAGCACUAAUUCUGAUAGCAAGACUGGUACUGAUAUUAACAUUAACACUGACACUGACACUACUGAUACAAACACUGAUACUGAUGCUAAACCUGAUCCUAAUGCUGAUACUGACACUAACACGGAAUCAAAUACAGAAGUAUUGCAGCCUCAUAAUGGAAAUGUUAGUUGAUUUGAUAUUAUUACUUUUAUUAUAAUAAUAAUAGUCCCUAUAGCUUUGGUGUUCUCUUUUUUGAAUGCAGAAUUUAUUAAUUUCA
This is a messenger RNA of Amphimedon queenslandica, 2757 nucleotides long. RefSeq names its product tyrosine-protein kinase Abl-like. The transcript is spliced from 16 exons. Lineage: Eukaryota; Metazoa; Porifera; Demospongiae; Haplosclerida; Niphatidae. The record is from RefSeq and is a predicted model, not a curated record. Gene Ontology annotation, cellular component: plasma membrane; signaling receptor complex. Gene Ontology annotation, biological process: cell surface receptor protein tyrosine kinase signaling pathway; positive regulation of kinase activity; multicellular organism development. The coding region runs from base 171 to 2672 and encodes 833 amino acids. Gene Ontology annotation, molecular function: ATP binding; transmembrane receptor protein tyrosine kinase activity.